Messenger RNA from Pseudovirgaria hyperparasitica, 1703 nucleotides. RefSeq names its product Aminomethyltransferase folate-binding domain-containing protein. NCBI's taxonomy places the organism in Eukaryota, Fungi, Ascomycota, Dothideomycetes, Acrospermales, Acrospermaceae. The transcript has a single exon. The coding region runs from base 159 to 1610 and encodes 483 amino acids. The record is from RefSeq and is a predicted model, not a curated record. Gene Ontology annotation, molecular function: protein binding. Gene Ontology annotation, cellular component: mitochondrial matrix.
UGGUACAAUUGGUUCCGCCCAGCACGGUAGGAAGAAGCUAUGACGCCAACCUACCUAGUCCAACAUGGAUGGAUCCAUCAAGCAGAUCCACCUUCAACUUUCUCAGGCAAAAGGUCUACCUCACAUUCUCUUCAUAGCAGCUAGACAAAGACCUCCAGAUGUCUCUCAGUUUGUCUUCUGCCGCCAUCUGCAAUCGCUGCCUCUGUCAACAAGCUGCGCGUCGAUUCCUAACCGCGCACGGACGCCGUUCCUUGAGCUUCGUCCCAUACAAUGCCGACACUCUGAGUCCGCAAGCAAAAUCUACCCGACCAAGAAGACGAGCGCAGACCACGAAUGGCGUCCUGCCCGCACGAAGAUUCUCACGUCGCUCUGCACUACGAGAAGAUGGGGUACCUUCACCGCAAUCACUACCGCAAUCGCAAUCACCAGCGCGGCCAUUACCGACCGAGUACCGCUCCGAGGGCUUCGUGCACCUGCACCACCGCCGCUUGAUAUCGAUAACUGGACGAGACACGGCGAAGUUCCUCCAGGGUCUCGUCACUGCGAAUAUAAAGCCCGAGGGCUUGUUUGAGCAUGGCUUAGUGUAUACUGCGUUCCUGAACGCGCAGGGAAGGUUGUUGGCAGAUGUGCUACUGCACCCAUGGCCGAAUGACGACGGUCUUGGUGAGACACUUGCUCAGAAGAGAGGGGACGGAGCAAGUGUCUUUGUGGAAGUAGAUGAUGCAAGCUUUGAGACGCUGCUCAAGCACCUGAGAAGGCAUAAGCUGCGCAGCAAAAUCAAUAUCGAACCCGUCAACCCGGACGACGUCGCAGUCUACCAUAUGUGGUCGCCCACUCCCCCAGAAUCCACACACCAACCAUCCACAUCCACAUCCAUAUCCACAUCCCCAGACCCACGCUUCGCAGCUCCAGGACCGUCAAAUCACAGGUGUCUCCGCCGCCGUCCAGACGGCCAAGACGAACAAACAGCAACAGUAGCAGACUACACCCUCCACCGCUACAUCCACGGCAUCCCCGAAGGCCCGACCGAAAUCCCGCCUUCCGCAGCCCUCCCGCUCGAAUCGAACAUCGACCUCCUCGCCGGCAUCGACUUCCACAAGGGCUGCUACGUCGGCCAAGAACUCACCAUCCGCACAAAGCACACCGGCGUCGUGCGCAAGCGCAUCCUCCCCGUCCUGCUCAGCCGAAGUAUAGAGUCUGCGCCUAUAGAUGUAGACACUCUACCCAGGCGCUAUACGAGUCACCUCCCCAGUCUCGAUAUCAAUCCGAGUAGUCAAGAUGGCGGCCGCAACAUCCUCGCCGCGCCCAAGGCAGACGCCAAGCGACGGGGCCGGCCGACGGGGAAACUGCUAGGUGCCGUUGGGAAUAUUGGAUUGGCGCUGUGUCGGCUGGAGAAGAUGACGGAUCUGCAGGUCAGUGCGGAGGCAGCGGAGGAGCUGAUGACGGAGCCGGUGACGCAGCUUGCGGACGAGGAGGAUGUGCUUGGGGGGCCGGUGUAUGUCAAGGCUGUGGUGCCGCGUUAUGUCAGGCAGGGUAUUGAGGAUGCUAAGUCGCGGAAACAGAGGAAGAGCGAGGACGUGUGUGAAGAGGAUGAUGAAGAUGGCAAUUGAUAUUACACUCUCUGCGGGCGAUGUCUAGAGUUGGGGUAUUCUAUAACCAGUAGCCUCUCUGCGCUCUUCGCCAAAGUGGUAUCAAAACUGUUC